UACUUAUUUUCGAAGUGCAAUGCGAGAUCAGUACAUGCGAACCGGUGAGGGAUUUUUAUGUGUUUUUGCGGUGAACAACUAUAAGAGCUUUGAAGAUAUACACCAGUAUCGGGAACAAAUAAGGCGUGUGAAGGAUUCGGAUGAUGCUCCUAUGGUCCUGGUCGGAAACAAAUUAGAUCUCACUCACAGGGCAGUUGGUGCCAAUGAUGCAAAAAUGCUCGCCCGGUCUUUCAACAUCCCCUACGUAGAAACGUCGGCCAAAACCCGCCAGGGGGUCGAUGAAGCAUUUUACACACUUGUCCGUGAGAUUCGAAAAUA
Molecule: messenger RNA, 318 nt
Organism: Opisthorchis viverrini
Lineage: Eukaryota; Metazoa; Platyhelminthes; Trematoda; Opisthorchiida; Opisthorchiidae
Exons: 2
Biological process (GO): Ras protein signal transduction
Cellular component (GO): plasma membrane
Molecular function (GO): GTPase activity; GDP binding; GTP binding
Source: RefSeq, a predicted model, not a curated record